AUGCUCUCCUGGGGUUUUCGCUACCUGCAGCAAAGCGACACCCAAUAUGAAAAGGCUCGAUGUGAAUCAGCCUGGAACGGGUGUGUGCCAGAUCGCUACUCGGAGCUGAUUGACUACCCCAAGAAUGACGACCACAUUCAACAUAUCGUUAUUUACGCCAAAGAUAAAAAGAAUGGUCAUCGGAACAAAAUCCGGUAUAGUAGACUCACGGGGCAUCUCAGUGCCACAAUGUACACAAAUGUCAUGGGCAACGCUUUCGGGGAUGCCUGGUCCAAGCCAAAACCUGGAUCUCAUCUCCCGGGUGCCAUCCGCUUUACGGCGAAUUUGAUGAAUAAGAUGGGAGACUCCAUCGAAACCAUCCGUUAUGUGUGCUAUGAAGCAUUUCAGAAAAGUUCAUUUGGCAAAUGA
Messenger RNA from Penicillium cinerascens, 408 nucleotides. RefSeq names its product FAD binding domain-containing protein. Lineage: Eukaryota; Fungi; Ascomycota; Eurotiomycetes; Eurotiales; Aspergillaceae. The record is from RefSeq and is a predicted model, not a curated record. The transcript has 2 exons. Bases 1 to 408 code for a protein of 135 amino acids.